AUGUAUCCAAGCCAGGCCGGCGUCAACGCCUCGGCGUUUGGCGCCCGCUACGAACCGCAAGCGACCGACGACUCAUCGUGGGACCGCGACAGGCCCAAGUUUCCGUCCUCGCGGCAGAAGAGGGCCAACUACCGACCCACGGCUCUCCGAUGGUACUUUAUCGCCGGGCUCAUAAUCUGCAUCAUGGCCGUCAUGGGUCUUGUUGUCUGGGCGGAGCUCCAGAUGCCCAACUCGGAGGAGACGGCGACGAUUAUCGACAAGAGGGACGAGAUUGAGGAGAGGCAGCAGAAUACUGGCGGGCCGAGGGUUUCUACUACGCUUAUCGUGAGCGAGUUUUCAACGUUGGUUACUGUGCCUGGCACGACGGGCAAGUUCACCACCAUGGUUCCGACGACCACGUACGAGACUUCCUGGAACUAUUCGACGACUGUCCAGGAGGGCUCGACCAUGGUUAGCUCUGAUGUCACUGUCGUUCCAACGGUGGUCGUCACGGCAUUUGUUGUCACGCAGUCUCCCCAAGUGACCGAGAUCAUCGUCACAAGCACCAUCACGGGCGGCACUGUCAUCUAUAGCAGUGUCUCUGGCGCCGUCACUCCUCCUCCCGCGUACACCAGCCCCUUUACCAGCUAUGCCACGAUGACCAGCACCCUCACGAUACCGGGUAGUGAAGAUACAUCUUACGGCACUUUCACCUCGGACGAGACUAAAACUGUCGUCACUACGAUCGUCGAGAAUGGUACAACAAAGACUGCCUCGAGCCUCGUCACGCGACCUAUUGUCAGCGCUUUCCCGAGUACUGGGGAGACGACUGCCGCUCCGAGUGUAUAUGUUUCGUAUGGAAAGAUCACCAUCACGUCUGUCUACACCAUCCACGAUUCUACCAACGAAAAGGGCAAGCAGAAGCCCAACCAGGAAGAGAAGCCCAACCAGAAAGAGAAGCCUAACCAGAAAGAAAAGCCCAACCAGGAAGGAAAGCCAACGGCCAAACCCCAGCCGACUGAAAAGGUCAUCAACGUUGUUUCCGUGGAUCCUGACCGAACCGUGAAGAAGGUUGAAAAGGUAGGCCCGGUAACUUAUGUCACCAAGGUCCCGGGGAACGAUGUCGAAACCUUGGUCAUCUCACAUGGUCGCGAGACUAUCGUCAGCAAGUUCGAUGCUGUUGAAACCACCGUCAACGUCGUGGCCACGGGGGCGAACGGAGCAUUGACCACGAACCAAGUCGUCCAGACAAAGGCCGCCUCUUUUGCUACCUAUGUGAAGCCUAUUCCACCUACGGCCGUGGUCAGCAAGGUCGAAGCUUAUGAGACGACAGUCAAUGUUGUGACGACUGGUGCAGACGGCUUGUUAACUACGAACCAAGCUGUCGUGACAAAGGGCGCUUCCUAUGUGGUCAAGCCUGCUCAACCUACGGCGGCAUACGAGACUACAGUUAACGUCGUGACGACUGGUGCCGAUGGUUUGCCGACGACAAACCAGGUUGUCAAGACGGUCCAACCUGGAGAAAUUGCUAGCAAGGCUGAAGCAUACGUGACCACAGUCGACGUCGUCACAACUGGUGCGGAUGGCUUGCCGACUACGAACCAAGUUGUCAAGACGAUUCAACCUGGCGAAGUGGUCAGCACAGUUGAGGCAUACGUGACUACUGUUGAUGUCGUUACAACUGGUGCGGAUGGUCUGCUCACAACAAAUAAGGUCGUCAUGACCAAGAGUGCGUCGUUGGUAACUAUCGACAACGCUGCCGAUAGCGAGGCCACAACCUUUGUCAGCUCAGUUGAAGCUUUCGAGACCACUAUAGAUGUUGUUUCAACUGGUACUGAUGGGCUGCUUACGACUGGAAAAGUGGUAACAACCAAGAGUGCCUCCCUGGCUACGAUCGUCAAGUCCGCCGAUCCCUUCAAGCCCACAACUAUCCUCAUCACAAAAGGCACCGGCAAGGCCAAGCUCACAACUAUUACCUCGGACCGCAAGGAGUCUUCGACAUAUGUCUCGAUCAUCAAGGGGACCACGAGGACGUAUUCGAAAACGACAACCGUUAAUCCAACCACCACCGAUGACUCUUCGGCUGGAGAGACGGACGGGGGUGAAGAAAAGGAGGGAACUGUCAAGACGGUUGUGACGGUGUAUGAACUCGAUGCUGGGAAAUACUUUUUGGGCAAGUUUUUGCCUGCAAUGUUGGCUGUGAUGCUUUCUAUCCCGGCGCGUGUCAUCGACCUCAACGCUCAGCAGUAUCAGCCAUUCUACGCCUUGAACCGACCCAAUGGUGCCAUGGGCCCUCUGUCGAUGAACCUUCACUUCAGCGGUUUGACUGGCUUCUUGCAGCCUUUCAAGGUGCUUUCUAACGGCCACCCCGUGCCCUUUAUCACCAUGCUCAUCGUCUGGUGCUCUGCGUUACUGGCCCCCACUGCCGUCGAGGCCAUCGGCUUCAAGAUGCACGGCAAGUGCAGGAUCAACGCGUAUGAGGGAUGUGCCCCAGCUCUGGGAGUAUCUCCACAGCCUACUCACUUGCUUCUCGCACUCUUGGCCUUUACAAUCGUCCUCCUCUGUUGUCUUCUCUUCUUCUUACGCAACUGGGACACGGGCUUGUACGCGAACCCCUGGAGCGUCGCUGGCAUUGCUUCGCUGGCGUCUAACCGAGAGAUUCGACCGAAAAAGGCAUCGGAACACAAGAUUGCAAAGGAAAUGGCAGAGAAACGAUAUGGAUUUGGACUUUUCGAGAAUCGUAUGGGCCAGACUGAAUACGGUAUCGUCUUAUACGACGACGCGGGUGCAAAUCUACACGACGAAGGAACAGUAUCCGACUCGAACUCUCUCGACUCGCACACGGCAGUCGGUGCCAAGAAGCGAAGACGGAAUCCAUUCAUGGUCCUGGGACUUGCGUGGCGUCUCGUCUUUUUGGUUUUUCUGCUAGGCUUGAUGGCUUUCCUGCUCUACUACCAUCUCACACUCGACAAGCCGUUGGCGUCGUUUAGGAAGUUUAUGAACAGCCAGACUUUUGGUGUGAGGUUCCUGUUUGCUACUUUCGGCGUCAUCAUCUCGUUUAGUUGGACGGCCUUCUUUAACAGCAUCGCCAUGAUUGUGCCUUACCAGGUCAUGUCUCGCGGUCCUCAGACGGCCGCCAACUCGGUACUUCUCACUCGUCCGACAAACGGUGUCUCAGGCUUCUGGUCGGCAAUCAAGCAUGGGCAGCUGUUCCCAGCCAUCGUCGCCAUCAUGAACAUCCUAUCCGAGUUCAUGCCGAUUCUUCUCUCCAACAUUCCCUACUCCCUCUCGCAGGUCAGGAUCGCGCACGACAUCUGCACACAACUCUCGGUGGGCAUCCUGUCAGCCAUGGCCCUCACCAUUAUCAGCAGCUUCGUGGUCCGCUGGCCAGACAUGCCGGUGGACCCUCGCUCUGUAGCCGGUGCGAUGUACUACGUCAGCGAGAGUGUCAUGGUGGAUCAUUUCAGUGGCAUGGCAAGCAUGGAUAACAAGGAGCGUGAGAGGCGUAUCCGGGACCUCGGAGGCACGUACAUGUACGGCGAGUUGACGACGCGGAUGGGCGAGAAGAGGCCUGCUGUUGAGUGGGAUGACCGCACUCUGGGGAUCAUCCCCACGGCACCACAGCAUCCGAUGGAGGGUGUGCAUACGAGGGAGGACACGCAUGAGAGAUUGGAGGGUGUUGAUACGGCGUAUCAUGGUUAUCAGGGGGGGAUGGUGCAUACUUGA
This is a messenger RNA of Fusarium falciforme, 3705 nucleotides long. RefSeq lists its product as hypothetical. Lineage: Eukaryota; Fungi; Ascomycota; Sordariomycetes; Hypocreales; Nectriaceae. The transcript is spliced from 2 exons. The coding region runs from base 1 to 3705 and encodes 1234 amino acids. The record is from RefSeq and is a predicted model, not a curated record.